This is a messenger RNA of Bradysia coprophila, 1368 nucleotides long. RefSeq lists its product as uncharacterized. Gene Ontology annotation, cellular component: plasma membrane. Lineage: Eukaryota; Metazoa; Arthropoda; Insecta; Diptera; Sciaridae. The record is from RefSeq and is a predicted model, not a curated record. Gene Ontology annotation, biological process: sensory perception of smell; detection of chemical stimulus involved in sensory perception of smell. Gene Ontology annotation, molecular function: odorant binding; olfactory receptor activity.
UCCUCAUAUCCUCUUCGUAGUUAUUCUGUAGGUAGUGGUAAUAGUGCUAGGUCACUUAAACUUUCACUUCGAAUAAGGAGAGUCUGAAGCGACGUUAAGGGCAUAACAAUGGUCAAUGAAACAAAUAUUUUGAUUCAGUUCAAAGAAAAAAUUUUCAAGAAGAACAAACAAAAGAGUGGAACAGCCCUCGAUGGAAUGAAUGGAGUCAUGAAAUGUAUCAACUUUUUUGCUUACGUUUCGGGGAUAGAGUUUAUAGAUGAUUGGAGAAAAAAUGUCAGAAUUGGGUUCGCUGUCAUCGUGCUUUCCUUGGUGCUCACUUGUGCUACCUACACCAUCUGUGUUUUUUUCCCGUCAACAGAUAACAUCAUUCUGGUGGGUGGUAUUGCUUUCAACUCCACGGUCUGGACGAAAUUGAUUUUUGUCAGUGUCAAACACGAGAAAUUUAUGUCGUUAGUGCAAUACAUUUACAAAGUGCUUAAAUGCGAAGCGUCUGCACAACGAGAGCGCAUCUUCAUGAAUGUAACGAAAAAUAUUUAUUAUCAUUUGGAAAUUAAUGUUUCCGGUAUUUUCGCUGGAUUGGUUUUCUAUUCAGCCUUCCCGUGUUACGAAUUCUUCUUUAAUGGGAAAUUGACAUUAGUUUCUCCGAUGUUGUUGCCAUAUGUCAAUCCGAAUCAUAUCCGAGGCUAUUUAAUUACCUCCGCCUACAACAUAUUUGUUGUUACCUUCAGUCUUACUAUUAGCAUUGCUACCAGUUCCUUAUUCUUCGCGUUUGUUGAUGCAUACAAUGGCCUGGUGUGCCUACUCGAGCACGAUUUCGGAACGUUCGAUGUUAUGUGUACCAAGAAUGAAAGCAGAAGGACGUAUGAUGUAACGUUUCGCAAUUUAAUGAUGAAAUUAAUGGACUUAGUAAGAUUUAGCUGCUAUAUGGGUCAUCUGUUCAGCUUUGUGUCAACUGUACAAGUUGCAAUGUCCUGUCUUGUGGUGGUGAGCUGUCUAGGUGCAUUCUUGGCCUUUGACUAUGUUGGUGGCCUUGGGGCCGCCGUGUGUCUUUAUACUGAAAUGUUAAUGUACUGUUACAUUGGACAAUUGCUGGACAACACGAAUAAACAGAUUGCUACGGUAAUUUGCAAUGCAAAGUGGUACACUUACAAAGUAAAGUAUCAAAGGGACAUGAUGACCGCUUUAUAUGUAGCUCAAAAAGUGAAACCGAUUCUUCUAGCAAACAUGUUUUCGCUUAACUUUGCCACUGGUCUGAAGAUAACCAAAAACAUUUACACUUUGAUCAUGUUUAUGCUAGAAAUGUUCAAUUAAUUUGCUUCGCUUCAUUUUGUGUAUGGAAUAAUAUUGCGUACAGAAAGUCUCUCUAUG